Messenger RNA from Quercus robur (English oak), 1332 nucleotides. RefSeq lists its product as uncharacterized. The coding region runs from base 669 to 1193 and encodes 174 amino acids. The record is from RefSeq and is a predicted model, not a curated record. The transcript is spliced from 2 exons. Gene Ontology annotation, molecular function: zinc ion binding. Lineage: Eukaryota; Viridiplantae; Streptophyta; Magnoliopsida; Fagales; Fagaceae.
GGUGGUCCUUUAUGGGUAGAAGCAUAGAUAACUUUGCUUGCCAUUUUGGAAGCAGCAAAGUUGGGGCUUGCGUUUGUAAUAUGUUAACUAGAUUCUCCUCAUUCAACAAAUACUCUUAAAAUCGCCCUGAUAUCUCAUAAGUGUUCUUGUUCUCAGGCUUGCUCUUGCCUAGGAUCUCAUUCUUCUCAGGUCUGUCACCAAUUCACAACAAAUGGACGUGGUACAUGGAAAAGAUUAGCUCGAUUUCAUAGAAUGAUUGAAGGGAUAAUUACAGUAACCCCACUUGUGAUAUGGCUCGUUUUCACUUUAUCUACCCGUGGUUUAAAACUUUACGCUUUGCCCACUUGAACUUCAAUCCGUUACCCACCUCACCCUCAAACGUUAGAAAAACACCCUUUUAUUAAAAAUCAAAACAUAACACGGAUCAAAAACACGAACCAUUGAAUCUUUUCCUCAUGAGCCCUAGAAACAUGAAAAUCCCUUGUAUUGAGUUGGGGUUUUGAUUUUUCUGAUCGUGCUUUCAUGUGAGGGUGAGGUUCUGACUUUGGGUUGUCUUGAGGCAUUGAAUAUUCGAAGAUAGAUUAUCACUAGGUAUGACAUUUCUGCUUUAUGUGGGUUGGGGUUUCAAGUUUUGAUGGUAGCUUUGAUUCACAAGAAGUUGAUAAGCGAUGUCUUCUUCAAGUGGAAAUUACUCAGGUUCAAGUGGGCAUAUGUGUACAUAUGAGACUUGUGUGUUGAGAACAAGUCUGACAGUGGAUAAUUUUGGAAGAAGGUUUCUGGGUUGUAGCCGAUAUAAGGUUGGUCCUAAGUGCCCUUUCUUUAAAUGGAUUGAUAAUCCCACUUGUAUGCGUGGGAAUGAAACUGCCCAUUUGGUGCAACAAAAGCUGGAUUUACUGCGAAGUGAGCUGCAACUUGCACAUGAAAGGGAAAGAGCAGCUACCCAAGCAGUAGCAGAAGCUACCCAAGCAGUAGCAGAAACUACCCAAAUGGCAGAAAUUGCUCAAGAUAGGGCAGCAAAAGCCACUGAGAGGGAGAGAAAGUUUCGAACUUCCUCUGUUCAAGCCAAGGAGAUAGCAGUAAGAGCUUUAGAGCAAGAGAGAAAGUACAUAAUUGCACUAAUUCUGUCAUGGGUUUUUUUUUUUUUUUGGUUAUGUUGGUUUCAUGUUUUGGCUCAAGUGAGAAUAUUGGAAUGAUGAGAUUGAGUCUGCCUAGUGGGUUGUAAUAUAAGCUAGUCUUCAAUUGUAUUGUAAUAAAACUAUGUAAGAUGGUAGAUGUUGUUGGCUUAAAGCCACUUAAUAAUAUAAGCCUUUUUAAGAUAAAGUAUUAUUUAUA